GGGGACGCUGGCCGGAUAGAGCGGGGCCGAGCGCGGCGGAGCCAUGGGCCGGGCCGGGGUCGCGGCGGGGCCGUUGACGUGGCUGCUGCUUCUCAGCCUGACCCGGUCGGCCGCCGCCGCCGCCGCUGUCCCCGCUACCAACGCGAGCGGCGGCGGCCCCGACCCGUUGUAUUCCUAUGAGUACUUUGUCCAGAGCCCCCAGAAGUUGGCCUUCUACAGCUGGUAUGGCAGCACCAAGCUCUACCACUUCCGGGUGCCUUCUGACACAAUGCUGCUCCGUUGGCUGCUGCAGGCAUUCAAGGGCCCAGGCUCUGAGUGCACGGAUGUGGAGAUCACCGUCCACUUCCGUUAUGGUGCUCCUCCAGUCAUCAACCCUCUGGGCACCAAGUUCCCAGCCAACACCACAGUCCGGCCCUCGUUUUCUAUAAAGCUGAUCUACAACAACACUAUCAUCAAUGUCUCCAGCCCUGCACCUGGCGAUUGGUUCAUCGCAGCCCACUUGCCCCGCUCGCCCCAGAAAAUAGAAGUAAAGGGCGUGGCCACCCCCUGCACCUACAUCUUCCAACCAGACAUGCUGGUGCUCCGACUGACCGAUGUUACCAUUCUACAGCCCAACAUCCCCCUCUCACAGACCCUCUCUGGCUCCCAGCUGAAGCAUCUGAAGGUCUUCAUCCCAAAGUACACCUCAGACUUCCAACUAGAGCUGAGGAGCUGUGUGUCUAAUGGGAGCCAGGUCUGCCCAGUACGCCUCAUUGUUGGGCCCAACACCCUGCCCCAAUCCUUUCAGAAGGUCUUCAGCUGUACAGACCAGCAUGAGCCCUGCCGCCUGCUCCUAUCUGCACCUCCCUGGGACACUUGGCUACAGGUGACAGCUGAGGGCAGGGCAGAACCCAACGUCAGCGUGACCUUCGAUGCUGUUGCCUCCUUCACAGUGUGCCAGCCAGGGAGUCUGGGACCCUUGGUCACCUCCUACAUCAGCCUGAACCAGAGUCUCAACGCAUCAGCAGCCUCCCUGUCCAUGGGGCGGAGCCCUUGGCACCUUGGCAAGAGGAUGGGUGUGGGCAGCAGCCCCUUUUCCCCUGUUGGGGACUUCCGAAAUGCCUCAGCUCUGAGUGGUUUCUGCCUCCUCAGCUACCCGGUUAUUCGGGAGGAGCUGGAUGUGGUUUCCGUGCGCUUCUGGCCCCUGAGUGGUUCUGGGAUCAUUGUGUGGUCCGGUCUGCCCACCCUGUUCCCGAUCAAUCUCAACACAGGCAUGGAUAGUGGCAGUACCUUCAUCGUCAGCCUGAAGCUCAAUACGACUCUGGGCAGUAACAUUUCAGUUGUUGGUUGUCUGAGUGCCACCUCGCCUGUCCUCACCCUCAGUACCUCUCAAAACUGCACUACAGCCUUUUUCGAAGGAUACUCUUUGUCCCUGUCUGACUCUAUUCGUGAGGUGAUGCUUUCUGUCCCCUAUCCAGAGACAGGCAAUUGGUACCUCUCUUUACAGCUCAUCUGCCCCCAAAAUCUGAGCGAGUGUCAGCGGGUUCAAGCCAAUGUGGAGGCUUCUUUGUCCCUGACCCCCUGCUUCAAUGACUGUGGCCCCUAUGGCCAGUGUAGACUGCUCCGAAGACAUGGGUACCUUUAUGCUAGCUGUACCUGCAAAGCUGGCUGGCAGGGCUGGAGCUGUACUGAUGACACCAAGGCCCAAACGGUGGCGCAGCAGAACCUGGCCACCCUGCUGCUCACACUCAGCAACCUCAUGUUCCUGCUCCCCAUCACCGUCGCUGUCUACCGCCACUAUGUGGUUGAAGCGUCUGUCUACACCUAUACCAUGUUUUUCUCUACGUUCUAUCAUGCCUGUGACCAGCCUGGGGUGGCAGUGCUGUGCAUCAUGGACUAUGACACGCUCCAAUAUUGUGACUUCCUGGGCUCUGUGGUGUCCAUCUGGGUUACAAUCCUCUGCAUGUCUCGAGUAAAGGCUUUUGUGAAAUACGUGCUUUUUGUCCUGGGGACCCUGAUCAUUGCAAUGUCCCUGCAGCUGGACCGAAGGGGAAUCUGGAACAUGAUGGGCCCCUGCCUCUUCGCCCUCAUUAUCAUGAUCAGCAUGUGGGUAUACAGAUGUGUUAAUCGACACCACUGUUAUCCCACAUCAUGGAAGCGAUGGGCCUUCUACCUCCUCCCGGGAAUCUCUCUGGCAUUUGUGGCCAUUGCCAUCUACACUUUCAUGGGGACCAACGACAACUACUUCUACACACACAGUAUCUGGCAUGUGCUGAUGGCCAGUAGCGUGGCUUUCCUUCUGCCCCCUCGUGACAAGAACAUAGAACCCUGGGCCUGGUCACAGAAGCUCACCUGCCGCUACCAGCUCUGUAAGAAUACCCAGGAGGAACUCUAUGCGGUGACGUGAAGUUACCUGGCCUGUGGCCCAGCUGUUCUUCUGUAGCAGGGACUGCCAGUGAUAGGCUGACUCCGCCUACCAACUCACCCCGCAGCUCCCACUUCUCCUCUCCCUCCAAGGAUAAAGGGGAUAUGCUUCCUAUUUGAUUUCUAUCUGAAUAAAAUUGUUCUG
Molecule: messenger RNA, 2548 nt
Organism: Dromiciops gliroides (monito del monte)
Lineage: Eukaryota; Metazoa; Chordata; Mammalia; Microbiotheria; Microbiotheriidae
Gene: PGAP6
Product: post-glycosylphosphatidylinositol attachment to proteins 6
Exons: 13
Coding region: 44-2386 (780 amino acids)
Cellular component (GO): plasma membrane
Source: RefSeq, a predicted model, not a curated record